This is a messenger RNA of Sebastes umbrosus (honeycomb rockfish), 4904 nucleotides long. RefSeq names its product rho guanine nucleotide exchange factor 10-like protein. Gene Ontology annotation, biological process: actin cytoskeleton organization; SREBP signaling pathway; positive regulation of stress fiber assembly. Gene Ontology annotation, molecular function: guanyl-nucleotide exchange factor activity; protein binding. The transcript is spliced from 29 exons. Lineage: Eukaryota; Metazoa; Chordata; Actinopteri; Perciformes; Sebastidae. The coding region runs from base 340 to 4533 and encodes 1397 amino acids. Gene Ontology annotation, cellular component: cytosol. The record is from RefSeq and is a predicted model, not a curated record.
GAGAGAGGAAGAGGAGGAGGAGGAGGAGGAGGAGGAGAGAGGAGGAGAGAGGGAACCACAACCGGAAAACCCUGGAAAGAAGAGAGUUCCUCUGGUUGAAGGCUGUGUCAAACCAAAGCCAUGUUUGUGGAGUAUAGUGUGGUGGUGAAGCUGCAGGACAGCCGCACUACAGCAGGACCCUGAGGUGAGCUAUUAUAUGUCUCAACCAGGCUCCCGUACACCACCUUUCUUUGGACAUUUUGGUCACAGACGGCGAGACUGUGGGAUCAUUCUGCUUCUUGCUUAUUAAUAAGCUCGGUGAUGACCUCCAGACGGCAGGAGCUGAUGUGACCACUGAGAAUGACCUCUCCACAUCCACUUCUCUGUCAACCCGUGGCGUCUAUAUCUAACGGGGCAUCGCACAUAGAGGAAGAUGAGGAUGAAGAUGAGCAGGGGGAGGAGUUUGAGUUUGAUGACGGGGAUGACAUCGGACCUCCAAAGAUGAAGAGUGACUUUACCGCAGACACUGCGGUGUCUAACCUUUACGCCAACACCAACGCAGCCCAAGAGACAGCAAGGCAGGGCGUGAAUGGAACAACCAGUACAGAGCAGAAGGGACAAAGCUCCCCACUGCACCACCAGUACUGCACAGAUAUGGAGAUCAGGGAGUCACCAGAGGGACGUUCCACCACCUCCUCUGAUCUGGGAGUCACUGGAGAGUCAGAGAGUUUCUGGAAAGCGGGCUGUAUUUAUGAAGUACAGGCAUCACAUCGGGCCAUGGACUGGCUCAGUGUGGUUUCAGAGCUCACGCUGCGAUUAAAUAAAGAAAAGCCUUCUUUAACGGCAGAAGGCAGUCAGGACGAGUCCGGCAGUGCAAUAAACGGGUGCAGCCCACAGCAGGACGCUGCUGAGGCCGAGGUGUCCUCUUCAGUCAGUCAGGACGAGUCCGGCAGUGCAAUAAACGGCUGCAGCCCACAGCAGGACUCUGCUGAGGCUGAGGUGUCUUCUUCAGUCAGUCCGAGGUGUCCUCUUCAGUCAGUCCACAGUCCACAGAUUGAACAUUACGCAGCUGUGGUGAACAGACCAACCAACCAGAGUACAGGGACCUGCAGCCCAGACAGUGUGUUCAGAGACCCAGAGGUCAUCUAUGACGACGUGCCUGCUGAGAAUCUACAGCACCCAGUGGAAGAUGUUGAUGACAUCUAUGAAGACAUCCAGAGACCUGAUCACCGUGGCUCCAACAGCUGGAGCUCCAGUGAGUUUGAGAGUUACGAUGAGCUGUCUGACAGCGACACUGUUCCUCCAGCCCACAGCACUAGCAAGCUGCCUGCAGAUGUGCUGAGGCUGAAGGAGCGUUGUGCCGUCACCAGGAGGGAGUUGGCGGUGCGUCUCGGUACACCUCAUGCUAGCCACAUCAGACAGAGCUGUGACAAUAAGGUGCAGCAGUUGAUGAAAGCAGCGAGGAGUGGUACCAAGGACGGUUUAGAAAAGACCAAGUUAGCCAUGUUUCGCAAAGUGUCCUUCCUGCAGAGAAAAGAUUCCACAGGUGAGGGAAAGGAUGAUGCAGGUUACAUGGAUGUGUCUGUGUGUGAGUUAAAGCACCCUCCACCACAACUCUGCCCCAUGCCAGAGGGACUCAGCAGCCAGCAGGUUGUCAGACGUCUCAUCCUCAGCUCCAUCGUGCAGAGUGAGAGCAGCUACCUGGACUCUCUCAAGAGAAUCCUCCAGGAGUACCAGAAGCCUUUGCUGGAGCCACCGAACUGGAUCCUAAACCCCAAGAAAGUGCGUCAAAUCUUUUACCGUCUGCAGGAGAUCCAUCAGUGCCACUCGAUGUUCCAGAUUGCCCUGGCAUCCCGCGUGGCCGAGUGGGAUCACAGUGAGAAGAUCGGAGACCUGUUUGUCGCCUCGUUUUCAAAGUCCAUGGUGCUGAACGUGUACAGUGACUACAUCAACAACUUCACCAACGCCAUGGCACUGAUCAAGAAGGCCUGCAUGUCUAAACCUGCUUUCCUGGACUUUCUUAAGAAGAAGCAGGCGUCCAGUCCAGACAGAAUCACUCUGUACGGCCUGAUGGUCAAACCUAUCCAACGCUUUCCUCAGUUCAUUCUGCUGCUGCAGGACAUGUUGAAGAACACUCCAAAGUCCCACACUGACCGGCUCCCCCUGCAGCUGGCUCUCACUGAGCUGGAGACUCUGGCCGAGAAACUCAACGAACAGAAGCGUCUGGCUGACCAGGAGGCUGAGAUCCAGCAGUUAGCACACAGUGUGGGGGACCGCAACCUCAACAAGCUGCUGAACUCGGAGCAGAGGCAGCUGAUUCAGUGCGAACUGCUGACCGAAAUUGUUUACGGUGAAAAGGGUCAAGUUGUCAAGUCAAAGGAGCGAAAGGUCUUCCUCCUCAACGACACCCUGAUCUGUGCCAACGUUAACCUGAAGGGUCCCCCUGACAUCAGCAGCCUGGUUCCCAUUGGUCCUAAGUACACGGUGAAGUGGUGUGCCCCUCUGCUGCAGACUCAGGUGGUGGAAGUGGGACAGGACAGUCUGCAGAGCAGGGACAGCAUCAUCACAGCUAGACGCCACAGCUCCAUCUCCAGCACCACUGGUAAAGUGUACCUGGGUCCUCCCAGAUUGUACCAGGAGCUGGAGGAGCUGCAACAUGACCUGGCUGUGGUGGAGGAAGUCUCAGUGCUGGUGGGCACGCUGCAUGGAACCUACCAGAAUCUGAACACCACCGUGUCUCAGGACUGGUGUCUGGCUCUGCAGAGGCUCAUCCGUCUGAAGGAGGAGGAGAUCCAGAGUGCCAACAAGUGUCGCCUGCGUCUGUCUGUACCGGGCAAACCUGACAAGUCUGGUCGUCCAGUGAGCAUCAUUGUGGUCUUCAACACUCCCAGCCCUCUCAGUAAGAUCUCCUGGGUGAACCGGCUUCACCUUGCCAAGAUAGCUCAGAAACAGGAAAACACUCAGGGGUGGGAAUGUGCUGAAGAAGAUGGGAAGACGAAAGCUCCAUUUAGUUGUCCACUGUUGACCUGCAGACUUCCUGUCUUCUCCUCCAAAACACACACACUGAAGCUGGAGGCAGCUCUUCACAGUCCGUCUCAGUCCAGCCUACUUGGUUUCUGCAUUGCCAGCACGUCCUUACCGCAGGGUUACCUCUGGGUUGCUGGCGGAGGAGGCAGCUUGAAUAACGGCCAAGUGGAGAUCUUCUCCCUGAACCGAGCCUCUCCUCGCCUGGUCAAGACCGUCCCGCUGAGGGCCCCGGUCCUCUGUCUGGAGUAUGUGAAGGAGCCGUGUCCCAGCACAGAGGAGAGGGAGGCUGAGAAGGCCCCGACUGCAGCUAAGAUAGGAAACAUCAUCUGUGUUGGCCUGCAGGAUGGCAGCAUCUGUGUGUACAGCAGCGUGGACACAGCUGUUCAGUGCCUGUUGACCUUAGUGAACCCUGACAGCUGUCCAGUCCACUGCCUCAAACACUCGCUGUCUUUCCUCUUCGCUGGACUAGCCAACGGCAAAGUAGCUGUGUACCACAGAAAGAUUGGGGAGAGACUGUGGGACGUGGACUCGUGCAGGCUGGUGUCUCUGGGCUCUGAGCCGGUCUGCUGUCUGCUGACACUUGAAGACUCUGUAUGGGCCAGCUGUGCCAACCAAGUCACUGUCAUCCAAGGAUCCAGCCUCCACACACAGAGCUUCAAAGCCCACUCUGAUCCAGGCUGCAGGGUUAGCCACAUGAUUCGUUCAGGCGGCGGGGUUUGGAUGGCCUUCACCCAGGGCUCCUCCAUUCACCUGUUUCACACAGAGACCCUGGAACUACUACAGGAAGUCAACAUCUCCACCCGCACCGCCCAUCUGACACUACCAGGUCAGGUUUGUGUCUCCAGCUUGCUGAUCUGCCAGGGCCUGCUGUGGGUGGGGACCAGCCAGGGCAUCAUCCUCACCUUCCCUGUACCCACCCUGGAGGGCAUCCCCAAGAUCACAGGUAAGGGAAUGACGUCUCUGAAUGCUCACUGUGGGCCGGUGGACUUCCUUGUGUCGACCUCCAGCACCCUGGCCUCCGACCUGCUCAGACGGGACUCCUUCGUCAACGGCAGCGAGGAGGGUGCCAACAGAGAAGGAGGGGGAGGUAAACGUGAUGGCGGAGGAGAUGAAGGAGUGCAGAGGUGGGAGCAGAGCGGCUACCCCCAGGACUCGGAAACUCCUCCGCCAAGGGAGGAGAAGCCCAAGCGUCUCCUGCUGCAGUAUCGCCUCCACUCCACUUGCCAGCUGCCUGGGAAGCUGCUGACAGCCCAGCCCGAACAGGGGAACCACAGGCCUCCCCCGGACUCCCUGGAGCACAGCCCAGAGGACGGCUCCAUUUAUGAAGUGAGCGAGGACCCUGAUGUGUGGGUUAGGGGGCGGCCUGUGGAGUGGGGGAGGGAGGGGGAGGCCAGGCGCAGCAGAGUCACCUCAACAGCCAUCUUCUCCGCUGGCAGAGGGUACCGCAGGAUAGGACAGACGGGGCGCCCAGGCUCCACUGAAAACACACUGCUGGUGUGGCAGCUUCCUUUAACUCUCAGCCAAUGACAGACGAGCAUGUCACCUGACUAACUGAACAAUCUGUUUCCUCAGUUACUGUGGCGCAAGACGCUUUGGCCCUGUUCAGACCUGGUAUUAACAUGCGUCCUCAGUGAUCGGAUCACAAGUGGACAGCUUUAAGUACAGGCGAAGACGCAUUGAGAUCCGAUCUUUCAGACCACAUUCAGAGGUGGUCUGGGCCACAUAUGACCUCAUUCUUUUAAUAGUGUGGGUCUCACUGGGCUCCUCAGGUGAAUAGACAGGCAGACGCAAGCGCUUGUCUGCCUCACUGAGCAUGGAAACGGCUUCUGUGCUCUACUGUAUUCUGUCAGUACAACUGUAUUUUAUUAAAAUAUAUCUUAUCUAUAGGCUACAUAUCU